CACAGUGGGGGGGCGCGGGGGCAGCAUGGAGGGCUCGGUGUCGGACGUGGCCGUGUGUAACCUGGCGUUCGCGGGSCGCCUCGAGGAGCUGCGGGCGCUGCUGCUCCGCGACAGGAGCCAGGCCACGCGGGCCGACCAGGAUCACCGCACCGCGCUGCACUGGGCCUGCUCGGCGGGACACACGGAUGUCGCAGACCUCCUGCUCGGGCUCGGCGUGCCUGUGAACGAUAAGGACGAUGCUGGCUGGACUCCCUUACACAUUGCUGCUUCUGCAGGCCGUGAUGAAAUUGUGAAAGCCCUCAUUGCUAAGGGUGCUCAUGUAAACGCUGUCAAUCAGAAUGGCUGCACGCCCCUGCAUUAUGCAGCCUCCAAAAAUAAGCAGGAGAUUGCGAUCAUGCUUUUGGAGAAUGGAGCAAAUCCAGAUGCAACAGAUCACUUUGAAUCCACCCCGUUACACAGAGCAGCAGCCAAAGGAAACCUAAAAAUGGUACAGAUCCUUGUGCAGCACAAUGCAGCUCUGGAUAUACGGGACUCUGAAGGGAAUACUCCUCUUCAUUUAGCCUGCGAUGAAGAGAGAGUGGAGGAGGCAAAGCUGCUGGUGUCUCACGGUGCAAGUAUUCACAUUGAGAAUAAAGAAGAGCUGACCCCACUGAAAGUGGCAAAGGGUGGCCUGGGAGCCAUCCUUAAAAGAAUGGUGGAAGGCUAGAGGGGGUUCCCACUGGAGCCUCUCUCCUGUUGCACUUAAAUCUAUUUAAGACUGCAAACUUCAUAUUUGGAUAGUUCAACUAGGGUGUCGUGUGUGGGUAUUAGCAUGGUAAUAAAAUGUUUUUUUUGAAGCUGUCCUUCAAGUGCAGUGCCAAAACAACUCUUUGUACUCCUGUUAAUUAAAUAGUUCACUGAUUUUAAAGUAUUUUUCAAUAUCAUGCAUUUUUCUUUCAAUUUACAGUGUGAUGUGUAUAAAUGUUGUAUUCCUUCUAUUUCAGAUCCCAGUGUAGAAUUACUUCUUCCAAGAAACAGGACCAAAAAUGUUUUAACCAUUUAAAGCCAAUUUUUAUUUUAUUCUAGAGUGUUUAUUUUUUCCCUUAGCCUUUGUGUUUUGUGUGUGUGGUUUUGUUUGGGUUUUGUGUCUUUCUUCAGAUGAUUCUAAACUACACUGUAUCUUCCUGUGUAGAGUGCAGUUUGAUGAGUUCCUUAGAUUAUUGUAUCAAUUUCUGCUAUUCUUGGUGUAUUAAGUGAGAUCUAAGUAUUUAAAGCUUUUCUGUUGUUACUGACUGUUUUCCUGUUUUUCUCUGAGUCUUUAAAUAUAUGUAUUUGAUGAAGUGCACAGCUUCAGGGUUACCUCUGCAAAUACACUGUUUUAUAAUGGAUGGCUCUGGAUACUUCUGUGGGAUGUACUUAAAAUUUAACGUUUCUUCCUCUUGCUCCUUUUAUAGGUUCCUUUUUUUCUGUUCUCUUGACUCCCAUAUGCAGCACUGACACUUCUAGUUUACCAUCUCAUUUUCUAACAGAAGCCUGGUUUAAUUUUUAUUUACUGACAGCAAAUCCUGAUAUUAAGUUAUUACAAUAGCUGAGCUAUUWAGGCAGAGUCUGAAAAAUGACCUCCUGUCCUUUUGUUGGUAAGAUCAUUUUUGACACCAGUGGAKAGAUUUCCCCUUGAAUAUAGGAUACUGAUGAAAUUCUGUGAAAUAAAGAACUUUCCUAAACAACAGUCUUUGGUAUUACAAAACUUUAUUAAACUUACAYGUAACAAACCCAGUAUUUUCUAAAUAGCUUGUAUACUUGGGAUGUGAACAGCAAGUGGGAUGAAACCCUGCCGUCCCUUACACGACAUGGAAAUGCAACAUGUUUGAUCUUCAGCCUCAAGGAAAGGGGGAAAUGCAAGCUGACAGUUUCUACAGUUUGACUUGUAGGGAUUAAGGUCAUGCAAUUUAUUUUGAUAAGCAAGGCAGAAACUUAGAACCAAACGAAUACCUUCACCAAGGACUUUAAAUGUAUCYUAGAACACAAAAUGCAGGUUAAAUUUCACUGAGGGGACUCAUUAAGAGCAGAAGGGAUAGCUUGCCUGURCAGUAAACUCUGGCCAUGCAGACCUUGAUUGAAGGAGGGACCUGAGUAAAUGUUUCUUAUGUAUUGCACAGGCACUGCURAAAAUUUGAUUUGAGAUCAGCUAAAGCUGAGAGUUCUGUGUUCAUUCUUGAUCUUUAUAUAGCAAAAACCCCUGCCACAGCUCUGYAGCUU
This is a messenger RNA of Malurus melanocephalus (red-backed fairy wren), 2238 nucleotides long. It is a transcript of the gene PSMD10, whose product is annotated as proteasome 26S subunit, non-ATPase 10. NCBI's taxonomy places the organism in Eukaryota, Metazoa, Chordata, Aves, Passeriformes, Maluridae. The transcript has 5 exons. The record is from RefSeq and is a predicted model, not a curated record. Gene Ontology annotation, molecular function: protein binding. The coding region runs from base 26 to 706 and encodes 226 amino acids.